CUCCGUGACGGGGAGACAAGAUUCACUCUUUUGCUCGAACCUUGCACGUGUACAUUGCAAUGCCGUUAUUUGAAUAUAUUAGUCAUUCUUGCAAAAGUAGAAGUAUUUUGAUAAAACGAAAAAAUGAAAGACGUAGUGUUUUCAAAAUUGGAGGGAGUAUAGAAGAAUGACGGCGAGUUUAAACUGAAAGACGUAGAGACAUAGCAUUUGUGUUGGGGAAUUCCAAAAUUAGAGAAAAGUCUUUCCCACAUCGAGAUCUUAGAGGAGAUAGUUUUUCUGGUUUUCACAUCCGGAUGGAGAAGGAAAUUCAUUUUUACUCGCUUUUCUUUUUCCAUAUCGAGAUCUAUGAGGGAAGAGUUUCCCUCCUUUUCACUCCUGCAUUGAGAAGGAAACUCAUUUUUCUUCACUUUUUUUUUCCAUAUCAAGAUUUGUGAGGUGGCGGGUUCUCUCCAUUUCACGUUUGAAUUGCGAAGGAAAUACAAUUUUCCUCACUUUUUUUCCUCCACAUGGAGAUCUGCUAGUGGACGAUUUCUCUUCUUUUCACUCCCAAAUUGAGAAGCAAAUUCGUUUUCAUCACUUUUCUUUUUCCACAUCGAGAUUUGUGAGGGGACGAUUUCUCUCCUUUUCCCUCCCAAAUUGAGAAGGAAAUUCAUUUUUCCUCUCUUUUCUUUUUCCACAUCAGAAUUUGUGAGGGGACAAUUUCUCUUCUUUUCACUCCCGAAUUGAGAAGGAAUUUUGUUUUUCUUCGCUUUUUUUUACACAUCGAGAUCUGUGAGGAGACGGUUUCUCUCCAUUUCACUCCCGAAUUGAGAAGGAAAGUCUUUUCUCCUCGCUUUUCUUUUUCCACAUCCAGAUAUAUGAGGGGGCGGUUUCUCUUCUUUUCAGUCUCGAAUAGAGAAGGAAAGUCAUUUUUCCUCCCUUUUCAUUUCCUACAUCGAAUUUGUGAGGAGACAGUUUCUCUCUUUUCCACUCCUAGAUUUAGAAAGAAAUUCUUUUUUCCUCGCUUUUCUUUUUCCACAUCAAGAUCUGUGUGGGGACACUUUCUAUCCAUUUUAGUCCCGAAUUGAAAAGAAAAUUUAUUUUUCUUUGCUUUUCAUUUUCUACAUUGAGAUCUGUGAUAGUACGGUUUCUCUCCUUUUUCCUGUCCGAAUUGAGAAGGAAACUCAGUUUUCCUCACUUUUUUCUUCGUCGAGACCUGUGAGGGGACGAUUUCUCACCAUUUCACUUCCGAAUUGAGAAGGAAAAUCAUUUUUCAUCGCUUUUCUUUUUCCUCAUCGUGAUUUGUGAGGGGACGGUUUCUCUCCAUUUCACUCCCAAAUUGAGAAGGAAAUUGAUUUUUUCUCGCUUUUCUUUUUCCACAUCAAGAUUUGUGAGGGGACGAUUCUCUUCUUUUCACUCCCGAAUUGAGAAGGAAAUUGGUUUUUCAUCGCUUUUCUUUUUUCACAUCAAGAUAUGUGAGCAGACGGUUUCUCUCCAUUUCACUCCCGAAUUGAGAAGGAAAUUCUUUUUUCCUCAAUUUUCUUUUCUUUUUCCACACCGAGAUCUGUGUGGGGAUGAGUUCUCUCCCUUUUAUUCCCGAAUUGAGAAGGAAAUUCAUUUUUCCUCGCUUUUCAUUUUCUACAUCGAGAUCUGUGACGGUACAGUUUCUCUCCUUUUUCACUCUUAUUUCACAAGUCAAAUUUGAAAACCCAACCACAAAUGUACACUUCUUAUUUCUUCUAAAAGUCAAAAUAAGAACCGUUUAUGAUACAUGAAGAGUAGAAAUCAUCGUGGAGGUGUGUGGGGUCCUAAUGAAUGGGUGCUCUGCAGAAUAUUCAAGAAGACUUCCGGCGGCCAUAAAGUCCACAUGUCUUCACUGAUCAAAGGAGACAGCUCCUCCGGCGAGAUCCAAGAACCUUCUUCGGCCCUGCCGCCGUUAAUGGACGCAUCCCAGCCGAGACCCACCACGGCGCACGUGACCUGCUUCUCCGACGAGAAAUCUCUGCCCGACCCGACCCGUUUGUCCGGCAAUCUCCUCCUCCCCUGCCAGGUAAUGCCGUGUUUGGAUCACUCUGUUUUGAGGCUCUGGCUCGAGAACAAUGGGCUGCCGUCUAAGGAAGAAGACGACGAAAAAUGGGUGAUGAGCUCAGCAGGUGGGCCCGUGGACCUGGAAUGUCUAUGGAAUUAUUGAAUCUGAAAAGAGAGUUAGUAAUUAGCAUUAUUGCAAUUUUUAAAUAAUUUUUAGUGAUGUAUAUAAAAUAUGUUAAAUUAGAUGUUAGUAUUGGAAUUAUCCAA
Messenger RNA from Cuscuta campestris, 2274 nucleotides. The record is from the annotation of a GenBank genome assembly. Lineage: Eukaryota; Viridiplantae; Streptophyta; Magnoliopsida; Solanales; Convolvulaceae.